Stylophora pistillata is the source of this 4844-nucleotide messenger RNA. RefSeq names its product ribosome biogenesis protein BMS1 homolog. Gene Ontology annotation, molecular function: GTP binding; GTPase activity; U3 snoRNA binding. The record is from RefSeq and is a predicted model, not a curated record. Gene Ontology annotation, cellular component: 90S preribosome; nucleus. Lineage: Eukaryota; Metazoa; Cnidaria; Anthozoa; Scleractinia; Pocilloporidae. Gene Ontology annotation, biological process: maturation of SSU-rRNA from tricistronic rRNA transcript (SSU-rRNA, 5.8S rRNA, LSU-rRNA); ribosome biogenesis; endonucleolytic cleavage of tricistronic rRNA transcript (SSU-rRNA, 5.8S rRNA, LSU-rRNA).
AUGGCGGAUGAUGAAGAAAACUAUUCUGCCAAGUCGCACAGAAAGAAACAAGCCGGGCCUAAAGCAGAGAAAAAGAAACAAGAGAAACACCCGCCAGAAGCUGCUAGUGCUGAGAGAAAUCGCAAGGCUUUCUCAUUUAAGUCGGCCGUGAGAGCGGCUCGCCAGUUCCGUCGAAAGCAAGAUGUUGAGACGAAACGACAUCACGAACCAGUUGUUGAUCGAACGCCACUGGAACCUCCACCAUACAUCGUAGCAGUGGUUGGACCGCCCAAAGUCGGUAAAAGCACGCUUAUCAACUCACUUCUGAAGAAUUUCACCCGUCAGCAGUUGUCUGUUGUGAAAGGUCCAAUUACUAUAGUGUCAGGAAAGAAGAGACGUCUCACUUUCAUUGAAUGCAAUAAUGACAUCAACUCUAUGAUUGAUGUGUCAAAAAUUGCAGAUCUGGUUCUCCUCUUGAUUGAUGCUAGUUUUGGGUUUGAGAUGGAAAUAUUUGAAUUUCUGAAUAUCUGUCAAGUGCAUGGCUUCCCGAAGAUCAUGGGUGUCCUAACCCAUCUUGACUUGUUGAAAAACAACAAAGCCCUCAAGAAGACGAAGAAGAAACUCAAAACUAGGUUUUGGACAGAAGUAUACCAGGGAGCAAAACUGUUCUAUUUGUCAGGUUUGGUAUAUGGCUCUUAUCCCAAAGUGGAGAUACACAACUUGGGACGAUUUAUUGCUGUGUCAAAGUUUCGACCGUUAACUUGGAGAGUUUCUCAUCCCUACAUCCUUGCAGACAGAAUAGAAGAGUUGACAGAUCCAGAACUUAUUCGUCAAAAUGCUAAAUGUGACAGGAAAGUGUCCUUAUAUGGCUAUGUGAGAGGAACACACCUACAGCACAAUUCCCAAGUCCACAUUAUAGGUUGUGGAGAUCACACUCUUAAAGAGAUCAGCCUUUUACCAGAUCCUUGUCCUCUACCAAAUGCAGAAAAGAAACGGUCACUGAAUGAAAAAGAAAGACUCAUAUAUGCGCCUAUGUCUGGAGUUGGAGGUGUUGUAUAUGACAAGGAUGCAGUAUAUAUAGACCUCGGUGGAAGUCAGGCAGGAAAGGAGAGAUCCAACUCUGCAGAGGGUGCUAAUCGACCAGGAAGUGAACUUGUGUCUUCUUUGAUUGACACAAAGCAGACAAUUGACAGUAAAAUGCUGACAAGUCAACUGACAUUAUUUAAGACUUUGACAUAUAGGUUUGCAUGUGCAUUUGAAACACGUAGGGAUGAAGACUACACAAGACCUUCUGAGGAAGUUGUGGUGGAUAAGAAUGGUCGAAAGAGAAGGAAAGCUGUUUUUGUUGAUAAUGAUGAUAAGGAGGAAGAUGUUGAGGAUGACGAUGACGUUUCAAAUGAUGGUGAACAUAGUGAUGAGGAUGACGAUGUAAAUGAUAAUGAGAGUGAUAGUGAUAGUACUGGUAGUGACAGUGAUGAUGCUGUGGAACAAGGCGAUGCGAAGAAUGAGGUUAACGAGGAGGAGAGUGAUGAAAUAGUUCUUAAGUUCAAAUCUAAACAUGCUAGACGAGAACUGACAUUAAAGAAGCAAACGGCUUCGGGAACACGAACUGAGAAUGGCCUUGAAGAAGGUGAAUCACUAGAAGAUACAGAGGAAGAAACAGAAGAAGAAGAAGAAGAGCAGGAGGAAAGUGAAAAACACAACGAAAUGGAAUCUGAAGAAGAGUUUAAUGUACAUACUAAUGGGGAGUCAAUGAAUGAUUCCGAAUCAGACUCCGAAGUUGAUUUUCCUUCACUGAAGAGAAAGAGGAAACAUGGUGUUAAAGAGAAAAGGAAUGAACAUCACAGUGUUAAAAAGAAGUUCAAAAAUGAAACAGGCUCUUUAGAACAAAAUGCGGCCAAAGGUGUUAAAACUGAUAAGAAAAAUAAAGCACAAACUGAAAAGACUGGAGAUAAGACAAGGUUAAUUGAUUCCGAUGCUGAAUCAGGAUCGAUUCUUGAGAUUUCAAAUGACAGAGAAAGUGAAGAAGACAGUGAUGGAAAUGUCAGCAUAGAAAGUCAUGAUAACUCUUAUGAAGAUGAAAACGAAGAUUCAGGAUCUGAAUUGGAAGAAGGUGCUCUGAAGUGGAAGGAAAAUCUGGCUCAAAAAGCAGCAGCUGCAUUUCUUCAGCGCCAGCGAGACAGGCCAAACAUACAGAAACUUGUUUAUGGAAAUGUUCUUCAAGGCAAGAAAGAAGAGAGAGAAGACGAAGAUAGUGAAGACGACGCUAUCGGAGGAAUAUUUAAAUUGAAGUCCAUGAAAGCUUCUGAAAGUAAAGGCACUGCACACGAGAGAGACUGCUCACUUGAGGUUAUUACUACGCCGCUGAGGGAUUGGAGCCAACCCGAAGUGCUUCAGAGCAUCCGGGACUAUUUCGUGACGGGCAAAUGGAAAGAUUCUGAAGAUGCCGAGAUGCUCCUUCAAGACGAUGACACAAUUUCUGAUGAUGACUUGUUUGGAGACUUUGAAGAUCUGGAGACUGGUGAAGUGCAUACGGCUGGCGACAAACAGGAAUCUGAGGGGGAGGGGGAAGAAGAUGAACAGGAUGAAAAUGAACAGGAGAAAGCUGACGGAGGUGAUGGGAGGAUGGAAAUGAAAAAGAAACAGAAGGCGGCAUUUGAUGGAACAUAUGAUGAAGGUGACGAAACCUCGUAUUAUGAUGAGCUCAAAGCGCAGAUGACAGAGCAAGCACAGCUAAAUCAGUCUGAGUUCCAAGACAUGGAUGACGAGACGCGCGCACAGUAUGAAGGCUUCAGACCAGGAAUGUAUGUCAGGGUAGAGCUCAGUGGUAUGCCCUGUGAGUUUGUCACCAACUUUGAUGCCAAAUAUCCCGUAAUUCUUGGUGGCCUUCUGUCGAGCGAGGAUAAGAUGGGCUUUCUUCAGGUUCGCUUUAAGAAACAUCGUUGGCACAAGCGCAUCCUGAAGACAAGGGAUCCACUGAUCUUGUCUAUUGGCUGGCGCAGAUUUCAAACUUUGCCGAUGUACUCGGUCCAGGACCACAACGGCCGCCAUAGAUUGCUGAAGUACACCCCUGAACAUCUUCACUGCAUGGCUACCUUAUUUGGUCCAAUUGCUCCUCCUGGGACAGGAGUCCUGGCAAUUCAAAGCACAGUAGGCGAUAUGUCUGAUUUCCGCAUCUCAGCCACUGGUACCGUGUUGGACUUGGAUAAAUCUGUAGAACUAGUCAAGAAACUCAAGUUAACAGGAACACCCUUGAAGAUAUUUAAAAACACCGCAUUUAUCAAGGUGAUUUACAGAUGUUUAAGAAAAAAUCCAGAGGGUGCUUUCCGUGCAACAUUUGAGGACAAAAUUUUGAUAAGUGACAUAGUUUUCAUUAGAACCUGGUACCCGGUCACAGUUCCGAACUUCUGCAACCCUGUGACGUCACUGCUCUUACCGCCAGAACAGAAAGCAACAUGGCAGGGCAUGCGCACUGUUGGUCAACUUCGAAAAGACCUGGGUUUGAAAGCGCCUGUCAAAAGUGAUUCAUUGUACAAGCCUGUGGAGCGGGUCACUCGUCACUUUAACCCCUUGGUGAUUCCAGCAAAACUGCAAAAAGAUUUACCAUUUAAAUCUAAACCGAAGCUAAUGAAGAAAAGGAGCAAGCCAACCUUGGAAACGAGACGCGCUGUGGUUAUGGAACCGCACGAAAAAUCGGCUUAUACGCUCAUGCAGCAACUCUAUACAGCGAACAAGGAGAAACAACGAAAGCGAAAGGAGAAGCUUCAAGAGAAAAGAAAGGUCUUUCGUGCAGAGAAGGAAAAAAAGGACGCGAAACGACAACAGAAGCAACGAGAAGAAAGGAAAAAGAUCUUCAGAAUGUUGGGAAAAGCGGAACAACGGAAAAAGAAAACAUGAUUGCGAUCAAAUUCUAAAUUACUUCCGCAGAUUAUCUUCCCUUUCUUGUAAAAAGUUGGGUGUAAGGAUUCAACAAUUAUUCUUCGUUGGUGAUUUUUAUUAAGAUUCUCCAUACCUUACAGAUAGAGAGCAAAGUGGCAUCGUUAGGAGAAGUUACAUAUUAAUACUUACAUUUAUGCCAGGCUUUGAUUGAACUGAGUCAUUUUAUUUUUGUGUAAACACUCGGUAUUGUGAAGUGUAGUUUCCGCGGUCAUGGACAACGUCCGGGACUCCCUCAUUUGUUACUGUCACCUGAGCUAUUGUGCUCAGGACACAAUAUCGACUCGUGUUUCAAAAAAAUAUUUAAUGAAUCUUGCGAGAAUUGCUAGAAUAAUGGUUGAAUCAGUUGAAAUCUUAAUAGAAGAAGAGAGUCGAGUUUGUUAUGCUAACUCUACGGUGUCGUAGGACAGAGAACUGGGUUGGUGAAAGUGCUGCAAGCGUGUCGAACGCCUAACAAAAGCUUCACCUUUUCUUUUUUCGCUUUUAGCGACGAGUAUAUCUGGAUUUAAUAUAUAUUACAGUAACUGGUUUGAACCUGGGAGUAACAUGUGAUAGUGUCGGCUGAUCGUCUGGGCGAGUGUAGUAAUGUUCCCGUUAGUGGUGACUGACGUUGCAACAACCUCACCGGAAGUCAUCAUCAGAGUCAAGUGAAUAAUUGUUGUCGGUCAAAUGAUCAAAGUCCGGUUCAUAUAAACUGAUUGGUCAGUUUUGCCGUGAUGUUAUUGGCUGUAAGACUCAAGUGGCUUAAGUCGGUCGUGAUUGGUCUGUUUCGAUCCGUUGGUUAAGUUGGGUCGUUCUGUUCGGUUCGUUUGUAAUGUUGAUGUCGUGAAUGAUUCGUUUGUAUGGUGCCGGUAAUAGUUGACACCUGUUGAGUGGAGUUUGUUCUAAGUUAGUACAUAUUCUUCAGUAAAAUCGACUUGCUUCUCUGA